CCGAGAAUUCACCUUAGGUGUUGCUGAAUGAUGUUGAACCUGAAAACAAUUUUACAAAUGGCAAGCAUCACCGUAGCCCACGUGGUAUCGAAGGGAAGGACUAGCUCCUCCAAAAGGCUGCUCCAAAGAGACAUGACAUUUCAAGAAAAACAUCCACACUCACGUACUUUCCGUUUGAAGAAAAUGAACUAGAUGUGCACCUCAUUUCCUUCCCUUAUCUCUUUAGAUUGAGUGUAUGUCUUUAGCUUAGCGAGACAAAGCGCAGACUCCAACAGAGGAAGAAUGUAAAACGAGACAAUAAUAGCUUGGGCGUGGUUUGCAAGUAUUUCCUUUCACACUCAGGAGGGACAUUUGGAAGCUCCGGAAAAGAAAGUUGACUCAGAUGAAGGACGGCAAACAUGGCGACAAGUGGCGGCAGCGGCGGCCAGGAGCAGCCCAACGUCCCUUGCGACUCGUGCAUGGACGAGCCGGGCAGAGCCGUCAAAUCCUGCCUGACCUGCUUGGUGUCCUUCUGCGAGGAUCACCUCAGACCUCACCUGGAGAACGCCAAGUUCCGGAACCACCGACUGGUGGAGCCUUUGCCCCACGUGGACGCGCGCACGUGUGACGUCCACCGUCUUCCGCUGGAGCGCUUUUGUCUGACGGACGGCUGCUGCCUGUGCUCUGACUGCUGCGGUCAGGAGCAUCAAGGUCACACCACGGCGUCUUUGGAGGAGGGGAGGGCUCAGAUUGAGAGUGAGCUGCAGAAAAUGCACCAGGAGAUAAAUCUGAGCAUCGUGGCCACAGACAAAGCAAUGGAGAAGCUGCGGAGCAACAACGACAGCAUGACGUCUGUAGUGCAGGAGGUGUCGGCUCAGGUGGAUCAGCACUUCUCCAGGCUGCAGGAAGCGGUGGCGGAGGCCAGGAAGCAGGCGACGGAGCGGCUGGAGGCAGAGCGGAGGCGAGCGCUGCGCCAGGCGGAGGGCGUGGAGACGCACCUGAAGCGGAGGAAGGCGGAGCUGAGCAAGACUUUGGCGAGGCUAAGCAAAGUGUCGCGGAGUGAGUGCGAUGUCGCCUUCCUGCAGGAGUACUCGGAGUGGAAGGAGGGAGUGGUGGAUGUUUGCUUUCCUAAUGUCAGCGUGACCCGUUUGGACCAUGUAAACGCUUACGUCCCGGUGGUAGCCAGCGUCACGCAACACUUGUGUGACCUGAUUUUGACCUCCUACCACGAGAAGCUCAGCGCCAUUUCUCAAGGUUUGAUGCGAAGGGGAAACGGGAUAUUUUUGAAUCCUCCCUGUGCUAUAACUCUGUGUUUUGUAUUUAUUCAUCAACCAGGCAGCCUAUCCCAGACGCCGCAUGUUUUGUUGCCUGAUCCAAAGACCGCGGAAGACUUAUUAAAAUAUGUAAAGAAUUUGACGUUUGAUUCGGACACCGUCCAUAACUUCCUGCGCCUAACAGAGGACAACACGAAGGUCACCAACACCAGCCCCUGGCAACACAGCUACGCGGACCACCCGGAUCGCUUCGAGCACUGGCGCCAGGCGAUGACGUCGCAGAGCGUUUACGAGGGCCGCCGCUACGCCGAGGCGGAGCUGAGCGGCGAGGGGGCGCACGUGGGCGUCACCUACAAAAGCCUCGAGCGCAAGGGCCAAGAAAGCGGCGGCUGCAUCACGGCCAACGACUUCUCGUGGUGCGUCGGGAGGAACGGCCGAGGACUCUCCGCCUGGCACGCCGGCGUGGAGACGCCGGUGGAGGCGCAGGACGUGACGAGAAUUGGCGUAUACGUUGACUUCUACGCCGGCCACGUGUCGUUUUACCACGCCGACGGGCCCAUGAGGCUCCUGCACAAGUACAAUGCCAAUUUCAUCGAGCCAUUGUAUCUCGUCGUGUGGCUUUCUAAGAAGGAGAACGUGGUUUGUUUAGUUCAUAGAAAAUGAUGCCUCCUGCCAUCACUAAAGGGGACAUAGCAUCAAAACGUCUUUUUGUAAAGGAUUGUAUGAAAUCUUUUGUGACCUGCCUAUUUCUGAACAUGUCUGUGAGCGAUUUUACACUCCCCCCCAUUGUGAUGUUGCAGUAGGGCUCAUUUACAUAAUAUCUAUCCGCCCACGACUUGAUCAGAUCCAGAGCUACUUUCAAGCGAUGGACGGACUCUCCCGUCAUGUUUGGUGAUGCGUGCAUGCGCGACAUGAGUGAAAAUGAAAAGAAAACCCAAAAGUCAGUCUACGUUGUUACACACUGCGUGAACAUAAACCCUUGCAGAUUGUUCCCGCAAAGUUGAAAGCAUGGACUUGUCUUGGUAAGAUUGAAAUAUAACUUAGAAUGGAUACUGUUAUUUUGUCUAAUCCUCUUUAUUGUGGAUAGCUGGCCAACUAGUACAUAGAGUAUAAUCAAAUUUAAAAAAAUCUCAUUUGUGAAGUACAGUGAUUUGACAAAAUGUCUGCAGAUACAAAUAUAACUCAUAAUUAAUAUGGGGUGUAUAUGAAUAUUCUUUUAAUUAUUGUAUCCUAGUAGCGAGCCAGUUGAUAAACGCACUAUUAUACAAGUAAAUUUAGAGUAAAAUUCAGUUUGUACAGUAUAUUGAUUGGACAAAAUGUUGGAGGAUGAAAAAUAGUAAUUCGUAUAUUUUUUUAAAUGUAGUGUUUCUAAGCAGAGCGCUAUCAAACGACUUGAUGCAUAUAGACGAUAUCAUAAAAAAAUAUGAAAAGAAAUCGCAUACGUACAGUAUAUUGAUUCGACAAAAUGCCCAAAGCUGAGAAUAUAUUUAUGUUUUUUAAUUUGAUGUUUCUUCGUAGCUAGCUAGUAGAUAUAUUUAGGCAAUGUAAUGAAAAGCAAAACAAAAUCGCCAGUCUUAUCACUAACUUACACUAUAUGAAAAAGUAGUCAUAAUUACAGUAGCCUAAAUAUAUGUGUAAAAAACACUAGUCCACAAAUAUAAAACAAUCAAGUGGAAAACAGUACGGCAAACAGCUGUUCGUAACCUCGAAACCUCGUAUGUAGGGACCGAUGGAGGACCUCUAUUUUUUUAAUUAGAAAAAUGUCCAAAGAUAAAAAUAUAAUUGAUAUAUUAUUUUUUUUAAGUGUCUUAGUAGCUCGAUGUAAUGUAAUACAUGUAAAUAAAAAUAAAAUACAAAAUCGAAUUUCUAAAAGUCUCUAGCCGGAAGUGACGACAUGUAAUCAGUUGCAACCAAUCUCAGCUGGUGGUCGUGUCGACUGUCGAGGGCGGGCGCUCACAUUUGGGCUUUUCUUUCUCUCCGUGUCGCAUUAAAAUUCCCUCUGUGAUGCCAUUUAAAGCUUAACAAGUUACAGAAUAUAUUUUUUCAAGUAAAUAUUGUGGCGCCUGUGCAGCAACUGACGUAAGAAAUUGUUUUUACUGUUUUUUUGUUGUUUUUUUAAAUUAUAUAUGUAUUUUUAAGCAGACUGAAUAAGGCUGAAAUGAGAACUGUGGCCCAAAGGAUGCUAAGGACCUGCAACAAACUGUUUACAAGGUAAAACAACACAUAAGUGCAAUCUGGAAUGAAUGAAGGAAGUUUAAUUAAGCUCCUCCAUGACUCUGUCAAUCAAAAUUGUGCUUUUGUAAAAGCAGAGUUUGGAUACAGCUCUUGUCUUGGGUCUCAUUCAAUUGAGCAAGUGUACUAAUGUUCUGGUCAUUCUCUAUCCAUUUUACAGCGCAGUGUUUCCCAACCUUUAUUGAGCCAUGGCACAUAUUUUACAUUAGGAAAUCUCACAGCACAACACUAAAAAAUGUCACAAAAGGAACGUGAAGUAAACAGAAAUAAUCUCAAUUCACUCACAAAUGUUUUUCCCUGUCUGACAUCUGGGGGACAAAGCUGAUAGACUUCAUUUUUGUACCAAUUUUGGGAUAAAACAAAAUACUACUUGCAUUAAAACGAGUAGUAUUGUAAUGAAGGGUUACAGUGACCUCUUUGAAUUUAUAUUUGGAGUUUGUUUAAAAGCGGAUCCAAUUCUCUUCCUGGUCCGCUUAAAGUGUGAAUGGCUCUCCGUUAAUUCAACACGAAGCGAAACCCGGACCGUUUUGUGUCCCCAACUUUUAACUUGACGCAAACUGGAUUGAGACUGCUUCGGAAACAGUUUGAGUAUUCAGAGUGUGUA
Molecule: messenger RNA, 4089 nt
Organism: Phycodurus eques (leafy seadragon)
Lineage: Eukaryota; Metazoa; Chordata; Actinopteri; Syngnathiformes; Syngnathidae
Product: tripartite motif-containing protein 16-like
Exons: 5
Coding region: 399-1916 (505 amino acids)
Molecular function (GO): protein binding; zinc ion binding
Source: RefSeq, a predicted model, not a curated record